UAAACUAGAGUGGACAGACUAGCCUAGUUAGCUGCCUAGGGAGUCCUAGCAGGUCCUUUCCCCUACACUGGCCCAGGAGGGUGGGAUACCUACAGCCGUACUCGAGCUGGACCAGGCGCACACUCUUGGUAGAGGCAAACACGUCAACCACCGCGUAGAGGGGCUGCGCGGCUGGCAGCCCCCGAGCGCUCGGGCCCAUGUCCUCCCCGUUGAUGACGAUGUGCAUGUCGGCUGUGCCAUCCGGGCGCGGACAGAAGAGAACGCCCAGGCGACUACGGCGCGCAGUCGGAGGCAGCACGUUUAGCUCAUAGAGCUGGUCCAAGAGGUGGCUGUAGAUCCCCGGCCGGCUGCGGCCCACCAGGCGGUCCCUGGGAAUGCGAAACUGCUCAAUGCACAGAUAGGGUUCUACCAGAAGGGCCGGGGGUCUGCUGGAGGCCGCUGCCUCCGCCUCCGGGCGGCCCUCCUGGGGCACGCGGUUGUGGUGGCGCGUGAUAGCGAAGACCCAGGUAUGGCCGAGGCUGACCAGGUCUGGCAGCGAAAACUCGGGCACGGCGGCCAGACUGGCGGGGUUCAGCGCGGUCAGGCCGAGGCGCAGAUGCCCGCACCAGCCCAACUCUUUCUCCUCGAUCUCCACCAGGAAUAUCUGACCCGGGGCCAAGGGCUCGCGGCUGAAGCACACGCCGUGAGCGAAGCUCUCCACGCGUGUGGCCUGGGUCCCAGAGGGGUCCACGCGGAUAUUGGCCCCGUGCACCUGGUGGAAACGGGUGGGAGGGGGCUCCGGGCGCGCACGUCCCCAGAGUGCGCCCAACUCCACGGGGUCGGAGGCGGCAGCCAUCAUCGCCCGGCCAUGAGGCAGGCCAGCGGCCGUCGGAGGCUAUUUUGGGCAGCGGGCUCGUGGUGACCGCGAGGGACCAUGUAAGGCCUUCCACCCUACCGCAACCCCCACCACACACACACACUCCUUUUCUCGAGGCGCUGCCCGGGGGUCCUAGCGCCGCUUGCUCAGUCAUGUCGCCUAGGGCUGAGCCCCCGGAAGCCGCGGGGAACUUGGCGGUGCACGCCAGGGUCAUCUGACCGCGGACGCCGGGGCUACGACCCGCGAGGCCGGAGGACCUUGACCCGGCGUUGACCUCCACGGCCGCCCAGGCCCGCAGAGACCGAAGCAGGGACCGGAGGAAAACUGUCACGUGGCGCUCGAGCUCACGUGACUCGGAGUACACAUGACUUCGGUCGCCGGGCGCCUCCUGGAGAACAAGGAGGCGGGGGAGCCGAGGUGAGGAAACUCCGGAGGCUGGAAGGGAUCCCUGAGCUCCGGGUCCAUGGUCCGAGCCGCGCUGUCGCCGCUGUUCCUGCUGCUGCUCAUAUUCUGGGCGCCCCGGAGCGGGGCAGCCCCCGACCAGGACGAGAUCCAGUGCCUCCCCGGGCUGGCCAAGCAGCCGUCCUUCCGCCAGUUCUCCGGCUACCUCCGAGGCUCCGGCUCUAAGCACCUCCACUACUGGUUUGUGGAGUCGCAGAAGGAUCCCGAGAACAGCCCUGUGGUGCUCUGGCUCAACGGAGGUCCUGGCUGCAGCUCCCUAGAUGGGCUCCUCACAGAGCACGGCCCCUUCCUGGUCCAGCCAGAUGGCGUCACCCUGGAGUACAACCCCUAUUCUUGGAACCUGAUUGCCAAUGUGUUGUACCUUGAGUCCCCAGCUGGGGUGGGCUUCUCCUACUCCGAUGACAAGUUUUAUGCAACCAACGACACUGAGGUGGCCCAGAGCAAUUUUGAGGCCCUUGAAGAUUUUUUCCGCCUCUUUCCGGAGUACAAGGACAACAAACUUUUCCUGACUGGAGAGAGCUAUGCUGGCAUCUACAUCCCCACGCUGGCUGUGUUGGUCAUGCAGGACCCCAGCAUGAACCUUCAGGGGCUGGCUGUGGGCAAUGGACUCUCCUCCUAUGAGCAGAAUGACAACUCCCUGGUCUAUUUUGCCUACUAUCAUGGCCUUCUGGGGAACAGGCUGUGGUCUUCCCUCCAGACUCACUGCUGCUCUCAAAACAAGUGUAACUUCUAUGACAACAAAGACCCGGAAUGCGUGACCAAUCUUCAGGAAGUGUCCCGCAUCGUGGGCAACUCUGGCCUCAACAUCUACAACCUCUACGCCCCGUGUGCUGGGGGGGUGCCCGGCCAUUUAAGGUAUGAGAAGGACACUGUCGUGGUCCAGGAUUUGGGCAACAUCUUCACUCGCCUACCACUCAAGCGCACGUGGCAUCAGGCGCUGCUGCGUUCUGGGGAUAGGGUGCGCAUGGACCCCCCCUGCACCAACACCACAGCCACCUCCACCUACCUCAACAACCCUUACGUGCGGAAGGCCCUCCACAUCCCUGAGCAGCUGCCCCGAUGGGACAUGUGCAACUUUCUGGUGAAUAUACAAUACCGCCGUCUCUACCAAAGCAUGAACUCCCAGUACCUGAAACUGCUCAGCUCACAGAAGUACCAGAUUCUGUUAUACAACGGAGAUGUAGAUAUGGCCUGCAAUUUCAUGGGGGAUGAGUGGUUUGUGGAUUCCCUCAACCAGAAGAUGGAGGUGCAGCGCCGGCCCUGGUUAGUGAACUACGGGGACAGCGGGGAGCAGAUCGCCGGCUUCGUGAAGGAGUUCUCCCACAUCGCCUUUCUCACCAUCAAGGGUGCCGGACACAUGGUCCCCACCGACAAGCCCCAAGCUGCCUUCACCAUGUUCUCCCGCUUCCUGAACAAGCAGCCCUACUGAUGGCCACGGGACCAGCUCCCACCACCUGAUCCAGCCCCUCCCAGCCUCUCCUGCUGGGAGAGUCCUCUUUUAUGCAGAAUGCCCUGAGGGCAAGGCCUGCCUCAGAACUGCUGCCCUUCUCACUGCCCUGUACAUCCCAGACCAGGCCCCACUGCCUCCCUAAACAGCCUAGGGGCAGGUUAGCACUUUAUUCCCACAGCAGUCCCUGUCAGGGGUGGCCUGGCCCCUCCCUGCUUAAAGAAUGCCCUCUUUGAUGCACUGAUUGCAUCCCAGGACCCCAAAGAGCUCAGGACAAAGUCCACAGGGAAGGGGUGGACGGACUGUUAUUGAUGAAUCGACUGAUUAUGGAAUUAAAUUGGGUACAGCUUCAA
Carlito syrichta (Philippine tarsier) is the source of this 3118-nucleotide messenger RNA. RefSeq names its product cathepsin A (gene CTSA). The record is from RefSeq and is a predicted model, not a curated record. Gene Ontology annotation, molecular function: serine-type carboxypeptidase activity. Bases 1320 to 2747 code for a protein of 475 amino acids. Lineage: Eukaryota; Metazoa; Chordata; Mammalia; Primates; Tarsiidae. The transcript is spliced from 15 exons. Gene Ontology annotation, biological process: proteolysis.